GUCGCCUGUGUAUUCCUCCAUAUUGCCUGACUCAACGCGUGGGUAAGUACGUGAGUCAACGCCACUGCUUCUGCGCGUGAAGCUUCCUAUCCACUCGGACUCCUCCACCAACACACCAAUCGCCAUGACAGAGCCCGAACCGCCGUCCGUGGCUGCGCUCAGCAUCGCCGCGACCGCCGCAGAGCCCGUGUCCAAAGCCACCGCCCAAGAGAUCAACCCUUGGGACGUACAGGCUGCGACAGACGCCGACGGCAACGUCCAAGAGUUUGACUAUGCAGCUAUCUCUGCACAGUGGGCGACAAAGCUCAUCGACGAUGCGCUGCUGGAGCGAUUCGAGCGCGUGACAGGCCACAAGCCGCACCGCUGGUUACGGCGGCGUCUGUUCUUCUCCCACCGCGACUUGGAGCUCAUUCUGAACAUGUAUGAGAAGGGCGAGGACUUCCUGCUCUACACUGGACGCGGGCCCAGCAGCGAUGCCAUGCACAUCGGACACACCAUCCCCUUCGAGUUCACGAAGUGGUUGCAGGAUGUCUUUGAUGUCCCGCUGGUCAUCAUGCUGACGGACGACGAGAAGUUUCUCUUCAAGGAGAAACUGAAGCAGCCCGAGGUCUACGAGUUUGCGCGGCAGAAUGCCAAGGACAUCAUCUCCAUUGGAUUCGACCCCAAGAAGACCUUCAUGUACAUCGACUCCGAAUUCUUCACAUCGGGCUUCAACAGGCACUUCAACCUCAACGCUACUGAGUUCGAGAAGCUCAUCACCAACAACCAGGUGCGCGGCGCCUUCGGCUUCCACGGGUCAACCAACAUUGGCAGCAAUGCUUUCGCUGCUAAGCAGUGUGUUGCUGCUUUUGCCUCCUCGUACCCCUUUAUCUGGGGACAAGACUGCAAGACAUACCAUCGAUCCAAGCAGCUCGCUGCGAUACCUUGUCUUAUUCCAUGCGCUAUCGACCAGGAUCCAUACUUCCGUCUUGUUCGCGAGAACUGCAGCAGGAUGGAUCAGCCAUCGCCGAAGCCUGCAUUGAUUCACUCCAAGUUCCUCACAGCUCUUCAGGGUGCGGGCGGCAAGAUGAGUGCCUCAAAUCCCAACUCGGCCAUCUUCAUGAGCGAUACACCCAAAGAGAUCAAGAAGAAGAUCAACCACCACGCCUUUAGUGGAGGUCAGGAAACGCUGGAGCUGCACCGCGAGAAGGGCGGCAACCCCGACAUUGACGUCCCCUAUCAGUACCUUUCGUACUUCGAAGACGACGACGAGAAGCUGUUAAGACUCGCCGACGAAUACCGCAAAGGCGAGCUUCUGACUGGCGACAUGAAGAAGGAGUGCAUCGAGAUGAUGACACAGUACGUGAAGAGAUUCCAGGAGGCAAGAGCAACGGUCACAGAUGAGGUUCUCGAGGAGUUCCUGCGCCCGAGGCAGCUCGAAUGGAAGGGCAACCCCAACGUAGAGAGGCCAAAGGCCGAGGAGAAGAAGGAGGGUGAAGCAGCGCCAGCAGGCGCAGAUGGACAGCCAAUGACUAAGAACCAGAUGAAGAAGCUCGCGAAGCUUGCAGAGCAGGAGAAGAAGAAGGCUGAAAAGGCGGCGGCAGCGGCUGCGAAGAGCUAGAGGAAGACAAGAUACUAAAAGAACAUGUCCACGGCGCAACAGAGCCUAUUCGCAAUGUACACAUACGGCGUCAAUGCGCUCCGUGAGUCAUGUGGCUACCUGCUCAUGGAUUGCUUGCUCAUCAAAUUGCUAUCCAGGGCCUAUUGUCGUGACUGUGUACUCAUGUCUACGCGGUCAGGUACGUGGGAUAAAUGCUUUACUCUGCACUGUCGCUCAGUUCAAAGAACCUCAUGACGUACAUUCCCAGGCGCGCAUCCAAUAGAUCCAUUUCCUAAUUCAUCCUACGGCAGUGGGGGCCGAGUUGCGGAGGAAAGAGCAACGUUUGGUACCUGCAGCGAUAGCCUACCGUUAUUCCCCUCCCGACCGGCCCGCUGCACCAACAGAAAGCUUGACCACACAUCGAG
Macroventuria anomochaeta is the source of this 2004-nucleotide messenger RNA. Its product is annotated as tryptophanyl-tRNA synthetase-like protein. Gene Ontology annotation, cellular component: cytoplasm. Gene Ontology annotation, molecular function: ATP binding; tryptophan-tRNA ligase activity. The record is from RefSeq and is a predicted model, not a curated record. Lineage: Eukaryota; Fungi; Ascomycota; Dothideomycetes; Pleosporales; Didymellaceae. Gene Ontology annotation, biological process: tryptophanyl-tRNA aminoacylation. The transcript has a single exon. Bases 125 to 1600 code for a protein of 491 amino acids.